Molecule: messenger RNA, 1008 nt
Organism: Pseudomassariella vexata
Lineage: Eukaryota; Fungi; Ascomycota; Sordariomycetes; Amphisphaeriales; Pseudomassariaceae
Exons: 3
Coding region: 285-602 (105 amino acids)
Source: RefSeq, a predicted model, not a curated record
GGGAGUACUUGUAGAGGUACCGAGGGUUAACACCUACGGCGUAUUUAAUAUUAUUAUUACAUAUAUAGUGGAUGUAAUGUAUAGUGAGACUACAGAAACUAUUGCCUCUCGGUCGUGUCGAGUCAUCAAGGCUCGUAUUGGGACCACUGCUCACGAAAAUCUCGCAAAUUCGGGAGAAAGGGCUGGUGACCGAGGUCAGCGUUCUAGUUAUAGUUACCAUGUAGCCAACGUGAACUUGAGAUGAAGGGGCGACAUGGGAGUUUGGAUUCUGAGUAAGAUAGAGGAUGCCAUGCAUGGGACUGCUUAAGAUCUUUUUGACUCAAUCCGUAUCGAGGGCAGAGAUAUGUCCAAGUGCUAUGCUGGCUGCGCUUUUGCUUGAUAGACGGAGAGCACGCGUGGGAUCGUAUGCGCAGAAUGUCAAUCGCCAAAAAGGGGAAGCAUAUGUAACUGACAAGCCAGGUUACCCAUACACGACGCUGUUACUGUUGUCUUUGAUACCCGAGCUUAAGUGGAAGGAAGGAAGUUUUCUAGAUGCAGCUAGCUGCCGUCCUAUAUUUACUUCGUCAAUCAUUGGCUCGCUCGGUGAGACGGAGACAAAGUAGACUUUUGAAACGGGCCAGCAUCAUCCUACUCAUUUCCAGUCAAUGCUCGCCGCUCUUCGUAGUGAGGAACACAAUCUGAGUUCGCUCGUCAUUUGCAAGUUUGCUGGGCAUUGUUUACGGCUAAUUGUCGAAUCUCGAUAACUAUCUUGUGCCGACCGUGUGGGUCGCAAAUAACCCAGUACCAUCCCUGAUGUCGGAAAAACAGGAACCUUGCGUGGCCUAUUUUGAGAAGUCGAGAUGCAGGUGCAGAGCUGCAGAUGGGCGGUCUCACAAGAUCCGAUAUGAACGUCAUCGGCCAGCAGUAAGGAAAGGAAGAAGCCAGGAACAGCACUCCUUGCGGCACUGAUAAUGCAGCCGUGAACUACACUGAUCGUAGAAGUAAGGGAGCUGUUAGGCGCGGCACUUU